CUAGAUCUAGUGAUCUGGUCUUUUCAGUGUCUCAUGUCUUUCGACUCGUCAUAUCUUGUAAGAGUUCAUAUCACACAUGAAAAAGUUGCAGCAUGCCCGCGACACAAAAACCAACCAUUCACAAAAAGGUCAGAUUCUUGCGAUAGCCUGAGAAUCUUAUACCACUAUUCAUGUGUAAUCACCAGAGACUUAUGCGAUAACACUGAUUUUUGUAAACAUAUCUGUCUUAUCCGGCCGACUUGGCCAGUAGAUUGUUUUUAG
Molecule: messenger RNA, 261 nt
Organism: Raphanus sativus (radish)
Lineage: Eukaryota; Viridiplantae; Streptophyta; Magnoliopsida; Brassicales; Brassicaceae
Product: defensin-like protein 316
Exons: 2
Source: RefSeq, a predicted model, not a curated record